Folsomia candida is the source of this 2098-nucleotide messenger RNA. RefSeq lists its product as uncharacterized. The coding region runs from base 376 to 1953 and encodes 525 amino acids. NCBI's taxonomy places the organism in Eukaryota, Metazoa, Arthropoda, Collembola, Entomobryomorpha, Isotomidae. The record is from RefSeq and is a predicted model, not a curated record. The transcript is spliced from 9 exons.
UAAUUACAAAAAUUAUAAACAGCUUUGAGGGUGAAUGAGAAAUUUUUAAUUUCAUCACAAAAAUUUCGCAUAGACAUUUACCGUAAAUGAUUUACGGCAUUAAUUGGCAUUUACGUAUGCAUGCAUCAUAUAUGUAACACCAUUUGUAGUAGAGAGCCCUACUGACCUAUCCUGAUUAUUGAGAAAGCCACUAACUACUACAAUUUGACGUAUGUAGUCAAUUACGUAGUCAUGGUAAUGACACUUCAAGGUUUGCCUGGAGACAGAUCCACGCCAGGGUUUAUUGCAGGAAACUGUACAUAAUUUUUGUUCUGUAGACUCGUGACAUUAACCCAAUCUGAACAAUAGUUUUUUGUGCUUGCCAAGUUUACAAAAAUGGUCUGCUGGUACAAAUGCUGUCCAGUUGUCUUCCGGAAGAACAAGCCAAAGCGUUUGCAAUUCAAAUGGGACAUUGUGGCCAUGCUGCUCCUCACGAUUCAUGACAUUGUGGCUCUCGGUUUGGUCAUUGCGGCUUCAGUCACCUACAACUCCUACCAGUCUUACCAGCACGCUCCCUACAAGACCGUGGACGCACCCAUUCUUGUAGCGGCCCAGGUCACUUCCAACUUCAUCAUCAUUUUCCUCAUGAUUGAGUAUGGUUUUCGACUCUUGGAAGAUGGGCCUUGGUAUGGAAAAGUGACAAUUGGUCUCCUUCACGUGGUGCCCUCAAUUGCCUACAUCGCAGUCGUCCAGAAAAACUUUAUCUACUACUUGGGUUUUAAAGGAAUACAUGACAAAACACCAGAACCACCGAACGGAGGGGCCUUUACAAUUGCUGACGUCUUUGGGGACGUGUACAAUAUCUCUGUGUUCCAUCAUCUAUAUGUUGUCCUGUUCGAAUCCAUUCUCACUCUCUGCAUGGUAAUUUUCUGCUCCAAGAAGAAGGUGCAUCCUGAAACUGUGGCAAAUAUUGAAGAUUUGCCCCCCUAUGAAGAAGUCGUGGUGGGUGGAGUCACAGUUCGCGUUCAGUUGGACGCUGAGAGUCGCAUUUUUACUCCUGGAAAAGAGAUCAAGGGCAGGCUCACUUUUAGCAAGGAUCAUCCCCCGUCCGCCACAAUUGACAUAGUCGGAGUUGGAGAAGUAAGUUGGACACAGAGUCGAUGUUGCAAAAGUGGAAUACCGAGAAAAGGGGUCGAAACCGUGUUUAAUUAUACCGUGGUCACGUCCGAUAUGUUCCAAACUACUCUUCCCACAAAUGCUCCACCUACCUUUUCUUGUGGCGAGGGAACCAAGGCUUCAAUUUCGUACUGCAUUACUGCCACCUUGAACAUGAAUGACGGUUCCCCAAACUUCACUAUAAACCUUCCGUUCAUUGUUCUCCCAUCUCAAGUUGCUACCUCACCUUUUCCCUUGGAACAUACCGUUUUCACUGAAAAACUUUUUCUUGCAAAUUAUCUCGGGUGCAUUCCGUACAAAGUUGGCCCUUAUGGUUUCGCUCUGGAGUUGAAAAAGUCAAAUUUCAUCAUUGGUGAAGACAUUGACUUCACUGUUGAGAUUUUCAAUGAAACCAGGCGUCCAGUUUUAAAGGUUGCGGCUUCUCUCGUCAGUGUAGUUGAUCUUGUCGAUUCGACACAUGGUUAUCAAUUUGAAGAUGAACUUCUCAUGGUUUGGGAUGAGUUGGUCUAUGGCCCGAUGCCGGUGAAAGGAAUUGUGGCUUGGACGGGCAAGUUGACAGUGCCAAAGAUGGCUCCUGAAUCCGCAAGUCUCCCAUUUUCGAAUGCCAUCGAGUUCGCCAACUACUACUUCCGGUUCCUCGUGGAAAUUCAGGGCAUGAGUGAGAAUGCCGAGUUGGAGGUUCCCAUCUGUAUAGGCGAGGGUCCAGUUGAAGGUCACGCCUGGCUGGAACGGCACAGUCAAUCGGUCAUUGCAGGGAUCGAAGGUCAAGACAAGGUCACGCUCGCUACAGACGGAUAGGUCAUUUCACCGCUUUCCCUUGCCCCAUUCAAACUCUAAAUUGUUCGUGCCUAUUGAUGGAAGACCACAUGUCUAAAUUCUGAAACCAACAAGAUUAUUUUUCCAUUCAAACUCAAUUAAUAAACGUGGACAUAUUUUGAAUUAA